This is a messenger RNA of Trichomonas vaginalis G3, 547 nucleotides long. RefSeq names its product 1-aminocyclopropane-1-carboxylate synthase protein. The transcript has a single exon. Gene Ontology annotation, molecular function: pyridoxal phosphate binding; transaminase activity. The annotation marks the transcript as partial. Gene Ontology annotation, biological process: amino acid metabolic process; biosynthetic process. The record is from RefSeq and is a predicted model, not a curated record. NCBI's taxonomy places the organism in Eukaryota, Parabasalia, Trichomonadida, Trichomonadidae.
AUGUCCUAUAAACCAACAGCAUUCAUCAAGCGUAUUCUCAAUAAGCCAUGUUCCGAACUUGAGCUUGGUGCCCAGAAGUGUGCACACAAUCCACAAGUCAUCAAUCUUGGCACAGCUGAAAAUCAUCUUCUCAAUGACUUUUUAUUGCCACUUAUGAGAAGCCGUCCAGAAUUCAAGGAGUGGGAUUAUACAUAUUCCGGCUCUUAUGUUAAGACAAAUCUCAAGAAAGCCAUUGCAAACUUAUAUGAAACACAUUUCGGCAUGAAGAAUGUCAACCCAGAUCAUAUCCUUGUUGGUAGUGGCAUUGCUUAUCUCGUUGAAAUGAUUUCUUUAGCAUUCUGUGAACCAGGAGAAAUCAUUUUAAUUCCAAAGCCAUGCUAUGGCUGCUUCGAGCCAGAUAUGUGGUCUUCUGGUGCUAAGGUUCAGUACAUUGAGCUUGAUAACCUUCCAGAUGAACCACCAGCCGAUGCAAGAGUUUUAUUAUUGACAAAUCCAGGAAACCCAAUCGGCGAAGUUGUUCCAAACCAAGACAAGCUCCUUGCUUGGG